Molecule: messenger RNA, 1049 nt
Organism: Rhagoletis zephyria (snowberry fruit fly)
Lineage: Eukaryota; Metazoa; Arthropoda; Insecta; Diptera; Tephritidae
Source: RefSeq, a predicted model, not a curated record
UAAACAUCUAAAAAUAGGUACAUAAGUAUUCCGAGUCAGCAAAGAGCUAAAUACGUACAUAUGUACAAAAAUUGUGCCUAAUUAAGUAUUAGAAUAUAUAAUAUAAUUAAAAAAUGGAGCUAAAGGACAAUUGCGCAAUUUGCUGGGCCAAUAUGCGCAGGCAAAUGGUGGUUCGUCUACUGCCAUGUGGUCACUUAUUGCACCAAAAGUGUAACGGUCCUAUUAUUGAGUCCAAUAAGUGUCCUAUAUGCCGAGGAGAUGUGAAUGAAAACGAGAUUGUAGAACGCAAAAAGUAUUCGGUAUACAAUGAAGUCGACCGCGCACGCAUUGUUGAGGCUGCCAACAAAGCCGAAGAUUGGAGCAGCUUAGCAUCGUCAUUCGGAAUCAAUUACAAAACAGCAUACACUUGCGUGCGAUCUGGCAAAGGAGAAAGCAAACGAAGAGGAGGAGGGAAUGAAAAAGGUUGUCUGAAGACGAGGUCGACACGUUCUGGCAUACGAGCGGUUUUAACGCUGCCACCAUCAAGGGGACCCAACGUACACCUAAUUGGAGCCAUCAGUAUAUCCGGUGUACUGAGCAUGGAAACGCGGCGCGGGUCAUUUAAAAAAGAGAGCGCCGCUGAGUGGGUCCGCGGACUUUUUGAAAAAUGGACCAGCAUGGGCUACAUACUAAGCGAUUUAGUGUUAGUCUGCGACAAUGCACCAUUGAACAAGUGGUGGGUAGUAAUGGGUCACCCACCCUUUUGCGUCUAGGGCCAUAAUCGCCCAUGCUGAACCCCAUAGAAAAUGUUUGGGCUAAGGUAAAGAAUUAUGUAAAAUCGAAUAUAGGCGUUACAUCCGCGGAUGGACCUGGUGUGGUAGUAAGGCGACUGCAGUAUAUGUAACAAAUAAUACUGCAAGCGAAAGAAACCAUAUCUACUGCUGAUUGUGCUCGAGCUAUUCAGCAUUCAUCUAUUUUUUUGCAGAUUAUUUGGCAUUGCGCGACAUGCCUGUUGGCAUGUAAUAAACAUAUGUACAUCUACAUAAAUACUUAUACAUGUGUAAAUAAAA